AUGGUGAGCCCUAAGGGAAAGAAGGCUAAGGGGAAGAAGGUGGCACCAGCCCCUUCAGUGGCUAAGAAGCAUGAGGUGAAGAAAGUGGUGAACCCCCUUUUCGAGAAGAGGCCUAAGAACUUUGGCAUUGGUCAGGACAUCCAGCCCAAAAGGGACCUCACCCGCUUUACGAAAUGGCCCCGUUACGUGCGUCUCCAGCGCCAGCGGUCCAUCCUCUACAAGAGGCUGAAGGUCCCCCCUGCAAUCAACCAGUUCACCCAGGCUCUGGACCGCCAGACCGCCACACAGCUGUUCAAGCUGGCUCACAAGUACAGGCCUGAGACCAAGCAGGAGAAGAAGCGCAGGCUGCUGGCCCGUGCUGAACAGAAGGCUGCCGGCAAGGGAGACGCCCCCACCAAGAGGCCCCCUGUCCUCCGCGCAGGUGUCAACACUGUCACCACUCUGGUAGAGAGCAAGAAGGCUCAGCUCGUCAUCAUUGCUCAUGACGUGGACCCCAUUGAGCUGGUGGUGUUCCUCCCUGCUCUGUGCCGCAAGAUGGGCGUGCCAUACUGCAUCGUGAAGGGCAAGGCCAGGUUGGGCAGGCUAGUGCACAGGAAAACAUGCACCUCCGUCGCCUUCACACAGACCAACCCUGAAGACAAGGGAGCACUUGGUAAGCUUGUGGAAGCCAUCAAGACCAACUACAACGACAGAUAUGAAGAGAUCCGUCGUCACUGGGGAGGCAACAUUCUGGGCCCCAAGUCCACAGCACGCUUUGCCAAGCUGGAGAAGGCUAAAGCCAAGGAACUGGCCACCAAGCUGGGUUAAACACUCAGCAUACCCCCUUGUGUUUAAUAGAAAAAUAAAAAACCCAAAAGAAAAAUCAAA
This is a messenger RNA of Engraulis encrasicolus (European anchovy), 867 nucleotides long. It is a transcript of the gene rpl7a, whose product is annotated as ribosomal protein L7a. Gene Ontology annotation, cellular component: cytosolic large ribosomal subunit. The transcript is spliced from 8 exons. Lineage: Eukaryota; Metazoa; Chordata; Actinopteri; Clupeiformes; Engraulidae. Gene Ontology annotation, biological process: ribosome biogenesis; maturation of LSU-rRNA. Gene Ontology annotation, molecular function: RNA binding. The coding region runs from base 1 to 807 and encodes 268 amino acids. The record is from RefSeq and is a predicted model, not a curated record.